Molecule: messenger RNA, 1885 nt
Organism: Oryzias latipes (Japanese medaka)
Lineage: Eukaryota; Metazoa; Chordata; Actinopteri; Beloniformes; Adrianichthyidae
Product: vascular endothelial growth factor receptor 1-like
Biological process (GO): interleukin-15-mediated signaling pathway; positive regulation of ERK1 and ERK2 cascade; T cell activation
Cellular component (GO): external side of plasma membrane; membrane raft
Molecular function (GO): MHC class II protein binding; protein tyrosine kinase binding
Source: RefSeq, a predicted model, not a curated record
UGAUAAACUUUUGAGCUUUAUCUUCAAACACAAUAUCGUCAAAUGUCUUCUUUUGUCUCAUUUUCACCUUCAAAAAACUUAAUUUUAUAGAUUUUAUUAAUCUGUGAUUCAUCUUUUCCCUCUGACAUCACUCCCACAUUUAUUGACAUUAAAAAUAUUGAGUGGGAGGAGCCAAGACUUUCUUUUCUUCUUAGUCAUCGUCAAAGAGUAAAUGAACAUUUGAAGCGACAGAUUAACAACUAGAGAAUGACUCUACUACUGGAAAUAAUCUUUAUGUUCAUGCUUCAGUUUACAGGUUUCAGUUUUGAGAUCCUCUAUGAAAGGGUUGGAGAUGACGCCGUUUUACCGUGUAAUAUUGAUAGAUCCUCCGAGCAAUUCUAUGAUGUGAAAUGGUUGAUCGACAGACCGGAUUCAGAAGAAAUAAGCUGCAAGGAAAGUGUUGUCCAGAGUUCAGCUGGAGCUUCCAGGCUGAGUGUGAGCAGGAACUGCUCCCUGCUCAUCAGAAACAUCACCGAUGAAGAUGCUGAAAAAUACAUCUGUCGGCUCGGAAACAAGAAAUGGAUCGACUACAUUGACGUCUACGUGUAUCUGAAUGUUUUGAGCAUCUCUUCGUCUCCUUCAGACGUUCAUGGAAGAGUCGACCUAACAUGCUCAUUCAAAAGUCCUUUAGAAGCUUCAUUCUUUAAGGAAAACGACAUCAUCUGGAUGAAUGAGACGGGAUCUCAACUGUCUGGUAAAAAUCCUGAGUUUGAGGUUCACAAACAAACAAACUGUGUUUCUGUUCUGACUGUGAAACAUCAGAGAGGAAACUCCAAAAGAUUCAGCUGCCGGUUUGUUGAUGUUGAUGAAGUGCAGAUAGAUGCCGUCUACGUUCUCACAGACAUCAGUGGACAAACUAAACAUCUCUAUCACAGAGUUGGAGAUGACGUCCUUUUACCUUGUAGAACUACAUCCUCCUCUUCCUCAUGUUCUGAUGUUACCUGGCUGUACCAGAAAGAUCCAAAUACAGCAUUUAGAGAAGAAGUACACAAUGGAAGUGUUGUCCAGACUUCAGCUAGAGUGGGCAGUGACUGCUCUCUGCUCAUCAGAAACAUCACUAAUGAAGAUGCUGGUCGAUUUCUCUGUCGGCUCGGGAACAAGAAUAAGUUUGAGGCGUAUCUUAAUAUUUUGAGCAUUUCUAAAGAUCCAGCAGACGUUCCUCCCAGAGGAAGUGGAAGUGUCACAUUCCAGUGUUCACUGAGUAGAUUUGAUCCAACUAUUCCCUGUAGACAGAACAGCUUCAUCUGGAUGAAUGAGACGGGAUCUCAGCUGUCUGGUGACGGAGUUGGGUUGGACUGUGUUUCUGUUCUGACUGUGAAACAUCAGAGUGGAAACAAAAAAACAUUCACCUGCCAGUUUGUUGAAGACGACAAAGUGAAGACAUAUGCUGUCUAUGUUCUGGACUUUUCAUAUCUUUCUGGUCACAUCUUCAUCAUCAUCUUUGUAGCCGUGGUGACGGUGGUGUUGAUGUUUCUGGGUGCGGUUGCUGCUCUGGUCUACAUGUCCAGGAGGAGAACCGAAGGGAAUGAGGACCAGAGAACUAGAACAACGAGAAGAACUGUGGCUGGUGAUGAAGACAACCUGUGAAGAAGAGAUGCAGAAAAAUCUUUUAAUAUUCUUUGUUGUUAAAAAGAGUGCAGAUAUUUUCUUUUCUGUGAGUUUUUUUCUUUUUAGACAUUUCAAAUACAGUAGCUUUAUUUGCUCAGAUCUGUCGUCACCUACAAAGUUUCUAAGUAGACUGUUCAGUAUUGCAGGAAAUGGUCUGUGUGUGUGUGUGUCCGUUUUACUUUAUAUUUUUGUCCCAAUGGACAAUAUAUAUAUGUGUGUGUGUGUGUGUGUGUGUGUG